Messenger RNA from Benincasa hispida (wax gourd), 1144 nucleotides. NCBI's taxonomy places the organism in Eukaryota, Viridiplantae, Streptophyta, Magnoliopsida, Cucurbitales, Cucurbitaceae. The record is from RefSeq and is a predicted model, not a curated record.
CAAAAAAGACACGGAAAAAAAAAUUUGCUUGCAGGAAGUUGAUGCAUUCAUGUCAACACCGUGUCACCGACUACUAUAAAACUCGUUGCGGUGCCGAAAAGCUGAAACUCGGGAAAUUUGUUCCAAAGUAUGGCGGCUAAUUUCUGGACUUCAUCGCACUACAAACAACUCCUGGAUCAAGAGGAGGUCGAUGUGGUGCAAUCGCUCGAUAAAGAUAGGGGCAUCACUCUCGAAGACUUCAAGCUCAUCAAGAUGCAUAUGGCAAAUUAUAUUUUGAAGUUGGCCCAAAAUGUGAAAGUUAGACAAAGGGUGGUUGCAACUGCUAUUACAUAUAUGAGACGCGUUUACACCAGAAAGAGUAUGACAGAAUACGAUCCACGAUUAGUGACUCCAACCUGCCUAUAUUUGGCUUCAAAAGCAGAAGAAAGCACAGUUCAAGCUAGACUUCUAGUGUUUUACAUUAAAAAAAUACAAUCUGAUGAAAAGUACAAGUAUGAGAUCAAGCACAUACUAGAAAUGGAAAUGAAGAUUCUAGAAGCCCUUGACUAUUAUUUGGUGGUAUUCCACCCUUAUCGUGCAUUGUCUCAGUUGCUCCAAGAUGCAGGCUUGAAUGACAUAAAUAUGACUCAAAUGACUUGGGGACUUGUGAACGACACCUACAAGAUGGAUCUAAUUCUUGUACAUCCACCCUAUUUGAUAGCUUUGGCUUGCAUAUAUAUUGCUAGUGUACUAAGAGAGAAAGACACAACCGCAUGGUUUGAAGAACUUCAUGUUGAUAUGAACGUGGUGAAGAAUANCUCAAUUGAGAUAUUGGACUUCUAUGAAAACCACAGGAUGAUAACUGAGGAUAGAAUUAUUUCAGCUCUUGGCAAGCUACCAAUGAAGUCGUGAACGUGAAACAGUUUCUACUUCCUUUAAGAAAAUUUGUCAUAUCUAUCUUGCCAAGCUAGGUUCUAAUUUGUGAAUACACAACUGUUGUUCUUUCAGGAAAUUUGUCCCAACUCUAUGCUUUACCAAGCUAUGGCAUAUUGAGAACGAGAUUUCAAUUAUAUGAAUAUAGCGAUAAAAUAUCAAUAUCAACAGAAAUUUUUGUAAAUAAAGAAAUUUAUUAGAAAUUAGUAGUUAAGAUGUUUUUACUUCCAAA